Molecule: messenger RNA, 3432 nt
Organism: Aplysia californica (California sea hare)
Lineage: Eukaryota; Metazoa; Mollusca; Gastropoda; Aplysiida; Aplysiidae
Biological process (GO): proteolysis
Molecular function (GO): zinc ion binding; metalloendopeptidase activity
Source: RefSeq, a predicted model, not a curated record
GCAAAAGCCCACAAACACAGCUACUAUGACGAGACAGGCCUUCGACUCACGGAGACCUCUUACGGCAUCCCUCUACCGCUGGACAAUCUACUGGAGCAAAUAUCACAUCACCUCUCCGACGACCAGAACCAGAACGGAGAGUCAGACUGUGUGCCCGGCAGUAACCUCUCAGAACUAGACAUGUGUCUCACCCCGGCCCAGCAUUCCAUGUUUGGUUCUCUUAGGCAGAUGGUACCAGGCCGAAGGAAAAAGCGCCAAGCGUCAGCGAAUGGUUUCUCUUUGUGGAAAAAUGGCGUCAUCCCUUAUAUCUUCAACUCCACCUUCCCGGCCCAGGACAGGGACGCCAUCUUGAGUGCUAUGUCCGAGUGGGAGAAGGCCACCUGUGUCAGGUUCCGGCCCGCCAACAGGGAGGACAGGGAUCUGGUCAUCUUUAGGGAUGGACGCAGCCGGCUGCCCCAGGUCCCUGCACUGUGGAGAUGCCUGCUACAUGGACAACAUCUGUGUGUGUCGGUGCUCGGCCGGUGUCGACAAGGCCAUCUUUAACGAUACCGCAACAAUCUCCCCGACGCUACCUGUGAGUUUUUCGCCUCUCGCGGCGAGUGCACUGGCAACAUCAAGGACACGGUGCGGCCCUUGUGUGCCAAGUCGUGCGGCCUCUACCAGUUCAAAUACAACGCGCCAGCUUCUACAGCGGACACCUGGGCGCCGGGGGGCGGGGCCUCUGUCAACCAACUCCAAGGGAAACCUGUCGCCUCCACAUGGGGCACGCCCUCGACUGACGUCAUGACUCUGAACAAUGGAGGAGGAGCGGGAGGAGGGGGAGGAGGAGGAGCUGGUGGUGGGGGCGGAGCCGGUGCUGGUGGCAAUAACGUUAUCAAUGACGUCAUUCUAGACUCCCUCCUCCCAACUGUUGCAGGGCAAAGGACGUCUUCUAUACAAGCGAGGGGAGGUUAUCAGCCUGAGCCGUCCUAUCUACCCGUUCGUGAGCCCCCUCCUAGUGCUCGGAUGGUCAACACAGCCUCACAGACUGCCCAGCAAGACACGGGCAUGCCUUCCUCUCCCGUCAUCAACUUUAGAGCGGCUCUGCUACAGAGGCAAGCGGCUCUCAGCUCGUCAGAACCUACGCUGUACCGACGCGCUCUAGUAAUGAGCCGCUCCUCAAACGGUCGAACAGCUAGACUGCUCCUACCUACACAUCUAAACAGUCGAAGUCUGCAGAGAAAUCGCGCCCUUUUUUCUCAACGUCUCAACUUGCUUCAGCGAGACAACGCGAGAGGUUCAGCUUCCAGAUUAGCCAGUGCCGGUCUAGGGCCGUUUGGCGGUCUGACGUCAUGGCUAGCGAGGUCGGGGGGCCAACAAGCAUUGUCUAGACAGUCCGCCCAGACAUUGAGACCUUCUGCUGCUAGCAUGAAGACACGUCGACCCUCUCGGCAAAUGCAAGGCCUCUACGAGUUGUCCAACUUUGGCGCGUCGAGGUCUAGCUUGAAAAAUCUAGGCGGGGAUAACUGGCAGACAGGUGGCUAUCCGGGAAGAGGAGACGGAGGGUUAGGGUUCGGAGCUCUUCCCAGCACUAGCGGCCGAAUGAACCGUUAUCAACAGAAUAAACGAGUACGUCAAGGUCCGCCUGACUACGGGGCGGCGGAUAUGUGGGGGAAGGCGCGAGGUCCGAGUCUGAGGGGACAGAACAUCCCCGCCACCCUAGAGGUGGACAGAGUCCAGGGCCCACUACCCCUCGCAGACUUCACAGGCCCGGAGUUCGGACAGACGGAGGGCACCGCCUCUCAGACGGCCACCACAAAAACAGACUUCGCCGGUCCCGACACGGUGGGAGGAUCCGGGCAAAGUUUGCAGACCACAGGCCCUUCCUUCAUGAAGUCAGGUCGCAUCCCUCAGAACUUCCUGCUGGGAGAGCAGACCCGGCCUUUGGGCAGCCCUGUGGAACAAUCACUCCCCAGCAGGUGGGAGCAGCAACAACAGAACCAGAACAUUCCCAUCUCCGACCUACAGGGAGCCCCGACUCCAACCGGACCCUCCACCGUCAGCUUUGACGCAGCAGCGAGCGGCCCACAAAGUUUCGAACCCACGCUGUCCGCACAAGGAGCCCAGCAGCAGCUUCCGGGUCAACAGCCAGGUCUGUGGGACGCUCUGACGUCAGGGGUCAGCGACACGACGGGUGCUGGAGUCACGGGAGGUCAACAAGGAGGGGGAGGUGGAGGCGGUGCCCCUGGUUACGGCAACAGCGAACCGUUUAUAGACACGCUGAGCUUCAACAACCAGCCUGGAGUGCCUAUAGAUCACGUGGCGCUCUCGGACGCAGCAGCGAGCAGUAACGUUCCGUAUCUACCUCACAACAACAACAAUAACAACAACAACAACAACAACAACAACCGCAACCGCAACAACCACGCCAUUGUGAUGGGCCGCCACGGCGUGAGCGGUUUCACCAACAGAAAUGUCCAGUCCUCACACCACACUCUACAGCAGAGACAGCCGUCGGGGUCUUCUCCUACACUAUUCCAAAGACUCAACAUGCAUCGCUCGUUCACCGACCCUAAACCAGACACGGCUAUAGACGCCACAGCGGCGAUAAGUCCGCUAAGAAGUGACAAUACAACACCUUUGAAUACUUCAUCCUUACCCCCACUGCCUGUACCGCCAGUCCCAGGGCCGCCACCACCCUCCCCUCUACCCCGCGGGUCCCCUAGCGCUCUCUUCCUUCCUUCUAUGACAGUAGACACCAACACAGGAGUUGCUCCAAGAGAGCGACCAGCGGCAGCUGCAGCAGCAGCGAAAGCUGUGGUCAACGACCAGCUCGGCUUGACCAGUGAGUUCAUCACAAACGCACAAGGUAGUGCCGGACCCUCGUAUUCCCCCGCUAGGUCCGGCCCAGUUUUCGGCUUUGGCCAGCGGUACACAAUGUUCUCAAACCCCAGACAGUCUUGGAACGGGGGACCUUUGGAUGCGUCGUUUUCUUCUUCCUCAUCUUCGUCGUCGUCAAUAUUUACAUUCCCGUCCGUUUUUAAAACGGAUAACAGGACCUUGGCUGUUCCCAGCCCAAAGCGAUAACAACAAAACAAAUUAAGUAACACAAAUAGUUACUAAAACCAUUGGGGAACUGUUGCAAGUUCAAGGCGAAAUCGGGGGAGGCUUGACGGGACAACUUUUGAGUGACAACGGCUGGUGAGGUCUAUUAUUACGCACAUAGCUGUCAUUCAGUAGGUCGGAGUCAGGGGGCAUGCUGACGCUUGGACCUUUUCGUGCUUUUCGAUGUUCUAGAACUUUCAAGAUACAUGUAGAAGUUGACGCCCUGAUGAUGUACGAGGCACAUUGCGUCGUUUUCAGCUUUUAUUUGAGUAGUAGUUCGUGUACGUCCCGAAACCGAAAGGGGCCAAGUUUGUUGUGUUUAGCUGUAAUAAACUGUUUUGAACCCUU